This is a messenger RNA of Cordyceps militaris CM01, 1908 nucleotides long. RefSeq names its product aspartyl aminopeptidase. The record is from RefSeq and is a predicted model, not a curated record. The transcript is spliced from 2 exons. Bases 1 to 1908 code for a protein of 635 amino acids. Lineage: Eukaryota; Fungi; Ascomycota; Sordariomycetes; Hypocreales; Cordycipitaceae. Gene Ontology annotation, cellular component: fungal-type vacuole. Gene Ontology annotation, biological process: proteolysis. Gene Ontology annotation, molecular function: zinc ion binding; metalloaminopeptidase activity.
AUGCAUCUCCCACUUGCCGCGUACACGGUCUGCGCCGAGGCGGCUUGCGCCGGCGUCAACGUCUCCGGGUACGUAUUCCCGUCUCACCUGCCGAACCUGGCCACGGCCCCACCCCAGAACCCCAGAAGGACCUGCGCCGGCCGACAUACAAACACCAGCAUCUUGAAUUUUUCCGUCACACGUGCCCUCCCCCCCCAGAUUCAGCUUCCCCUACAAACAGCCAUUUCAUCUCCCUUUCCAUCGCUUCGUUGUCGGUGCCCAGCUUGCAUGAACCCCCUGCGCAUCGGCCCUCUCGCCUCCGUCCGAUUACCGCUGUCGACCCUCUGCCGUCACCACCACCCCCGACCGACUCCCCAGAUCGCCCUCGCCCUGUCCACCUCGGCCUUGACCAUGGCUCCUCCCAAAGCCGCCCUCGACUUUGUCGACUUUAUCAACGCCUCGCCGACUCCGUACCACGCCGUCGCGACCGCCAUCAAGAUCCUUGCCAAGGCUGGCUUCCAGCAGAUCCACGAGCGCGACUCGUGGGCCGGCUCCGUCCGCGCCGGCGGCAAGUACUACGUCACCCGCAACGGGUCCUCGAUCGCCGCCUUUGCCGUCGGGCACGAGUGGCGGGCCGGCAACCCCGUGGCCGUCGUGGGCGCGCACACCGACUCGUGCUGCCUGCGGCUCAAGCCCGUGUCCAAAAAGUCCCAGGUCGGCUACGACCAGAUCGCGGUGGAAAAGUACGGCGGCGGCAUCUGGACCUCGUGGUUCGACCGCGACCUGAGCCUGGCGGGCCGCCUCCUCGUCCGCCAGGCUGGCGGCGCCAUCGUGCCCACGCUCGUCAAGAUUGACCGGCCGCUCGUCCGCAUCCCCACGCUGGCCAUCCACCUGCACCGCCAGUCCGGCUUCGACCCCAACCUCGAGACCGAGAUGCUGCCCAUCACCGCGCUCGCCGAGCAGCAGCUCAACAAGGCCCCUGCCAACGCCGGCCGCCGCCGCGCCGACGACGACGGCGACGACGACGACGACUUCCAGCCCCUCGCCGACAUGGCCGACCGCCACCACCCCGCGGUCCUCGAUGUCAUCGCCAGCGAGGCCGGCGUCUCCGUCGACGCCAUUGUUGACUUUGAGAUGAUGCUCUACGACACCCAGGACGCCUGCGUCGGCGGCCUCAACGACGAGUUCAUCUUUGCGCCCCGCCUGGACAACCUCGAGAUGACGUACUGCUCCAUCGAGGGCCUCGUUGCCUCUGUGCGGGCCAAGGACGCCCUGGACAACGACAACAUCAUCCGCAUGGCCGUGUGCUUUGACCACGAGGAGAUUGGGUCCACGUCGGCCCAGGGCGCGCACUCCAACAUGCUGCCGGCGGUUCUGCGCCGCCUCGCCGUGCUCCCCGGCAGCAGCGGCAGCAGCAGCAGCCACCGCGACGCGCACUCGGACCGGAGCUACGAGCACGUCUCGAGCGACGCCUCCGGGGAGGAGUCGUCGACGGCCUUUGAGCAGACGCUGGCGCGCUCGUUCCUCGUGUCGGCCGACAUGGCGCACGCCGUGCACCCCAACUACAUCGGCAAGUACGAGGCGGCGCACCAGCCGGCCAUGAACAAGGGCACCGUCAUCAAGGUCAACGCCAGCCAAAAGUACGCCACCAACUCGCCCGGCAUCGUGCUGCUGCAGGAGUGCGCCCGCGCCGCCGCCGUGCCCCUCCAGCUCUUCGUCGUCCGCAACGACUCGCUCUGCGGCAGCACCAUCGGCCCCGGCCUGGCCGCCCUGCUCGGCGUCCGCACCAUUGACGUCGGCAACGCCCAGCUCAGCAUGCACAGCAUCCGCGAGACGAGCGGCACCGCCGACAUUGCCAUUGCCAUUAAGCUGUUUGAGAAAUUCUUCUCCACCUACGGUGUCAUGGAGCCCAAGAUUCUGAUUGAUUAG